UCAGUGUCUGAUGAGGAAUUUCCCCCACGAAUCAUUAUCACUCAAUUCUGCAAGUGGUUCUGAUUUACUAUCGCUGUUCUCUAGCCGGUCUAAAACCGCUUUUGACCUAAAGGGACGCUUUUUGGACGCCAUGGACGUUUCUCAGUUUCCAGGCAGAAAGAACUGUAAAAAUGCAGGCAGGGCGCCGGACAAAGCACUCGGGACAAAAUGUAUGUGAAAUGGUUUGAUACAGGAAUGUAAUACUGUGACGGAAUGUAUUUUGUGAAUGUCACUUUUUAACACUUUUAAAAUUUCCCGCCAGUUCCAUCCCCGUACGUCCGACGUCGCAGGGAACAGAACCUGGAAGACGGAUGCCGGUAUCAGCCGGAGGAGAUGGCCGAGGAUGCUGCAGGGGAGACA
Molecule: messenger RNA, 399 nt
Organism: Staurois parvus
Lineage: Eukaryota; Metazoa; Chordata; Amphibia; Anura; Ranidae
Source: the annotation of a GenBank genome assembly